GAGACGCUCCUCAGUACUGCAUCAGUGCUGGCGGUGACAGCGGGGGCGGACGAGGCGGCGGAGACGGGGAGACAAGAGCCGAGACAAUAGUGGAGACACAGACUGAGAUAACUUUGGAGGAAAUAACUGAGACAACAACGGAGACAAUAACCAAGACAGCAGCGGAGACAGCUACUUAGGCAAUAUCAGCGACAAGAGCACGCACAUUGUGUGCAUAUCACGAGUCUGGACAGGCGAAAAGAGACUAAAACCUGUGCAAGAAAGAAGGCUAGUCAAGCUUGUAAAGCCAGCCGUGGUGUCCCAGUGAACGUGAUAAGACGCGAAGGUCGGCCGCACCGGGCAGCCUUGAUCUUGAACUUAGCGAGAUGCCGUCGACAUUGCGUCCGAUGCGGCGUCACCACCUGGCCAAACUGGUGGUGACGCUGGCUCUGAUGCUCACACCACCAGUCUCUGGCCGGCCCCAGGACGGUGACGUGGUGGUGCUGGAGGCCCUGCCGUUCGCCCUGCCGCCCUCCCCUCUGGAGGCCCCGGCGGCCGGUACUACACUGGGGACGACAGCGCAGGACCCUGAGGGACCCCGGCUCAGGUCCAGUCAGGGGCCCGAGGGGUUCGCCUACGAGAGCAGCCAUCCCGUCUUGGACGCCUACGGAGCGCUCACCACAGCGACCCAGUACCACGCCCAGGACGGCCUCGGCAGGUACCGGUACAGCUACCGACAGCCCGGCUCGACGCGAGAGGAGUACGUGGACGAAAACGGCCGCAUCCAGGGCAGCUACUCGUACGAGAUGCCGAACGACGAAAAAGUAUCAUUGACUUACUACGCUGACGACACUGGCUUCCACGUGAAGCGCGCCGUGCUGCCAAAUUUGGCAGCGCAGGCGCCGCGCGACGAACCCGAGGUGGCGGCGAUCAAGGCGGCGCACACGCGAUUGUGGCGCAGGAUGUGGGCACGUGCCGCUGCCGCCUCGGUCGGCGCGCCCUACGACCCACUCGAGCUGGAGGCGGAGGUGUUCGAACCGGCUGCCUCUGGCUCUCUCGAGUCGGACAUCAUCUCAUCCGAUCCCAGCGACGAUCAGCUGACUGAGGAGGUCAUCGGCGCUGACCCGACCCCGGGUCAGGCCGCGCUCCCGGCCGACCCGGCGCCGGUCCAGGAGGACGAGGAGGAGGUGGUGGUACCCAUCUUCCCCGGAGGGCCUGACGCGCCUUCAGUGCCCGUCUCCAGCGCACCGAAACCCCUCACUUCGGGAGCGGCCGGUCUGAGUAUACCCGACUCAGAAACCGUGGUGGUUACCGCAGCCAGAGAUGGAGACUUUGAGGACUUCAGCGCCCCUGGCGGCGACCAGUCGCAACAGCAGUUCACCAAUCUCCCACUGCAGCGAGUGGGGGCGCUGCGGCUGCGCGGUGCCUUCCCCCCGCCGUCAAAUCUCUCUCCAUUCGUAGCGGCAGCUUCUGAGCCUUCCCCGACACGAGUCGACCUCCGCACCUCCGACCCGACCGCUCCCGAAACCCUCCCCUCCCCCUGGCUGACCCGGGUCGGGGGCGCGCUCCCCGCCCCUGCCGUUCGGGUCUCAGACGAAGCGGCUCGCGCGGGUCUUCUACCAGUCGCCGAGCGUCACAGUCUGGCGCAGGUGCGCCCCUCGCAGCGCCGCCCGCAGGAUGAGGUAGUGCCUGUACUGGAUGACCCUGUGCUGUAUGAGUAUUCGAGCCUUCUUUAUGCUGCCAGACAGCAGGCUGCGCCGCCGCGGAUUGUAGUCGUGUAAGAUGAUUUGAUAUGGGUUGGACUUGGAAACUGUGCUUUUAGGCUCAAUCUGGGACUGGAUUUGAUUUCAUCUAACCUGAUGAGACAAGUGGACACUCUAAAGUUUAUCUGAGUGCCACUUAUUGCUGUAACUGACCUGUUUUAAAUUCACUAACCAUAUGAAGCAAUUUGACUGCACUGGAUCUGACCCUCACCCAACCUGACCUGACGUGACCUGACUAUAUGAUGUCUUAUUGGCAUCAAAACACUUAACCCGCGCCCCGUAGGGCUACCGGCAGACCCUACCACCCGUAGGGGGGGGGGGGCCGUUUCGGCCCCCCCCUAAGAUCUCGGAAAGUUACCGGCCGAUUUUCAAAAUUCAAACGGCGUUCGAUAGCCCCACCCGGGAACUACCUUAUGACCAAAUUUCAUUGACCUAGGUCAAACCGAUGACGUCACAGGUCAGGUCAAAGGUCAGAUUUUCACCGUUCACAGGCAAUUCAAGAAAUGUGCUGUGAAAGCGAGUAAAUUGGUAAUUUAUUGAAAACCAUCGAUGGUACAUUGUUCGUCAAACACAUACUUUGCUAUCUGAGGUCACUGAUACCAGGUCAGGUCACAGCGAGGUCAGGUCACCGGGGGUCACAAUAUGAAUGUGUCGUGUGAUACAUGUUUUAUGGUCCAUUUUACAUGACAAAUGCGAUUAUGUGGGUUAGGCAGCCUUUGGGGCCAGCCUAGGUCACGUUUUGGUGAAGGUCAGGUCAAGGUCAGGUCAAAUUAGGUCAAAUUUCAAAGUUGAUAUUUUUGCAUAAAAUGGGCAUCGAUUCGAUGCAGCUCGUCACGGGGAGUCUAAUGGUGGUCUUCGUUUUGCUCUACGAGUUCUAGAAUUGCCAAAAAUUGAGUUUGAAAAUUUGACGUCAUCAUUUUUGAACAGUUUUUUCGCUAUAACUUGGCCAAAAAACGAGGUAUCGAGCUGAAAUUUGGUAUGUAGAUAGAAGACGGUAGGCACUAUCACAUAUAUUCCGGUUUUUUUUCGAAACUCAAAAAACUUUUUGGAUUUUUUGGCGAAUAUAUCCAAAAAAAUGCUUUUUUGAUUUUUGGGGGCCAAAACCCAAAAAAUUCAAAAAUUCGAGAUAGCAGUUUUGUAGCCCUGUCAAUUCUACACCUUUUAUAUCUUGAUCAUUUUUCUGUAUCUUCAAAGCUGUAGUCCUGACAGGUCUUCUCGCGAAGGUCUUUUUUCGGUCGAAAAUGACAGAACAUGACGUCACUCUGACGUCAUUUGUGGCCAACCUAUCAUAGCCUCUGGAAAAAUUUUUGGUCACAAUGUGUAAAAUUGAUGCCCGGAGGGGUCCUGAAAGUUUGGUGGCGAUAUCUCCAGCCGUUUAGGAGAUAUCGACCGAAAAGGACAGGGGGGGGGGCCGUUUCGGCCCCCCCCUACGGGGCGCGGGUUAAGUAGACUUUGUUUGCGCAUCUGACACUGGAAGAGCUCGGUUUGAUAUUAUGCAUUAUUGAAAUGCAAGUGCAUUCACCUUUAGAUGCCAACUUUUUGUCCUCUGCACGCUAGCUGUCUACUUGUGUGUGACAAGACACAUUUUCAAUGUUCGACAGGCUUAGGGACUUCACACUUCUGUCAACAGUUUUAGGUGUUGAAUCGUUGUAGAAUACGCCAAGGGCACGGAAAAUCAUGAAAAAGAUGGUAGCAUUGACAGGAUACACAUGCAAGUUCUUUCGGUGAUACAAGGGCAUUUUGUCAUUAGAGACGUGCUGGCACGCUAUGAUUAGCUUGGAACUGGCAUUACUGAUAUCACCUGUGGCAUUUCUCAUUUCGUGUGACACGAAGCAAUAAAGAGGCGAUUGUCUUUC
Molecule: messenger RNA, 3598 nt
Organism: Amphibalanus amphitrite
Lineage: Eukaryota; Metazoa; Arthropoda; Thecostraca; Balanomorpha; Balanidae
Exons: 5
Coding region: 366-1760 (464 amino acids)
Cellular component (GO): chitin-based extracellular matrix
Molecular function (GO): structural constituent of chitin-based larval cuticle
Source: RefSeq, a predicted model, not a curated record